AAAAAAAUUAAAAUUUAUCAAUUCGACAGCCAGCAGCAGCGCGACAUCACAUCAAAAAAAAUUCUCGUCUCGUAAAAUUUCGUGUGUGUUGUUUUUCUUUUUCUGCUGUCGAAUUAAUCUCAAAUAAAAAAGAAAUAUAAAUCUUAUCAAAAGUAACAUUCAAUUGUUAAUAAAAUCAUAAUUAUAAAAGAAUAUCAACAAAAAAAAAAAAAAAACAAAAGCCAACUUGAGACAAUUCGCUCAUCGAGACGGAGCUUCUUGUCAAUAUUGUAUUUGGAUCAUUUGGAAAAGAUCUAAUUAUACCAAAACCAGGCAAAUUUUCGACCAGAAGAAAAUCCUGAGAGAGAAUAAUGGCGGUGUCCACGGACAGAACAUUUCGCGGAGUAAAUAUUUACGAGCUCGCCAACGAAGCGAAAUUGGAAUUUAGCAAUAAAUACAAUGGAAGCUGCACAUUAAUCUGCAACUAUGAUCCGCAGGGUAUCACGAUAAGGGUCGUAUUAGAUAAUGACCCAAAUUACAGUAAGGAAUAUCUGAUAACAUCUGAUGUGGAUACUGCUCAGCUGGGUCGUCAAACGCAUGCCCUGACAUUGGACAAUGACAAUGUUCUAUUAAAAUUUGGAACAGAAAAAGAUCAUCUUAAAUUUCGCAAAAUCAUAGACAAUGUUAAACGACUCCGCCCCAAAUCAGUAUUCUCACAACGAACUGAAGAGUCUUCCGCCUCACAGUAUUUUCAAUUUUAUGGUUAUUUAAGUCAACAGCAAAACAUGAUGCAAGACUAUGUACGAACGAGCACCUAUCAAAAGGCCAUCCUAGAGAAUUCUAUAGAUUUUAAUAAUAAAAUUAUAUUGGAUGUUGGAGCUGGUUCUGGUAUAUUAUCAUUUUUUGCCGUACAAGCUGGUGCAGCUAAAGUUUAUGCCAUCGAAGCCAGUAAUAUGGCUCAAUAUGCCCAACAAUUGGUCGAAUCGAAUAAUGUUCAAGAUCGAAUAUUUAUAAUGCCAGGUAAAAUCGAAGAAAUCGAUUUGCCAGAAAAAGUCGAUGUUAUUAUAUCCGAACCAAUGGGCUAUAUGCUAUUUAAUGAACGUAUGCUUGAAACAUAUUUGCAUGCGCGCAAAUGGCUUAAACCAAAUGGAAAAAUGUUCCCUACACACGGUGAUUUGCAUAUAGCACCGUUUAGCGAUGAAUCUCUAUACUCAGAGCAAUAUAAUAAGGCAAAUUUUUGGUAUCAAUCAGCAUUCCAUGGUGUCGAUUUGACAACAUUGCAUAAAGAGGGUAUGAAAGAAUAUUUUAGGCAGCCAAUUGUUGAUACAUUCGAUAUUAGAAUUUGUAUGGCCAAAUCUGUGAGACAUGUGUGUGAUUUUUUGCGAGACAACGAAAAGGAUUUACACAAUAUUGAUAUUCCACUUGAGUUCCAUAUUUUACAAACUGGCAUCUGUCAUGGUCUGGCAUUUUGGUUUGAUGUCGAGUUUUGCGGUUCGAGUCAGCAAGUUUGGCUGUCAACUUCGCCAACGGCACCUCUCACUCACUGGUAUCAAGUUCGUUGUCUACUGCCAAUGCCAAUAUUCAUAAAACGAGGACAAAUGUUAACCGGAAGAGUAUUGCUCGAAGCGAAUCGUCGACAAUCUUACGAUGUUACAAUUGAUUUACACAUCGAAGGAACUCUUAUAUCAUCGAGUAAUACACUCGAUUUGAAGAAUCCUUACUUUAGAUAUACCGGAGCCCCAGUGACAGCUCCACCUGGCACCAGUGCCCAGUCACCCUCCGAACAAUAUUGGCAGCAUUUAGAUACCCAAGGAGUUAGAAAUGGUGCUGUGAAUAUGGUGAAUGGAAUCACGGUCAAUGGAAUGGGAGAGGCGUCAAUGGACAUCACACAUGCCAUAAUGAAUCAAACCACCUAAAAAUUCAAUAAAUAGAAUGAAAAAAAAAAAAUAAUAAAUACAA
This is a messenger RNA of Episyrphus balteatus (marmalade hoverfly), 1938 nucleotides long. RefSeq names its product histone-arginine methyltransferase CARMER (gene Art4). Gene Ontology annotation, molecular function: protein-arginine N-methyltransferase activity. The record is from RefSeq and is a predicted model, not a curated record. The transcript is spliced from 7 exons. Gene Ontology annotation, biological process: peptidyl-arginine methylation. The coding region runs from base 351 to 1895 and encodes 514 amino acids. Lineage: Eukaryota; Metazoa; Arthropoda; Insecta; Diptera; Syrphidae.